Zootoca vivipara (common lizard) is the source of this 4887-nucleotide messenger RNA. RefSeq names its product lysophosphatidylcholine acyltransferase 2 (gene LPCAT2). Gene Ontology annotation, cellular component: endoplasmic reticulum. Gene Ontology annotation, molecular function: lysophosphatidic acid acyltransferase activity; 1-acylglycerophosphocholine O-acyltransferase activity; calcium ion binding. Lineage: Eukaryota; Metazoa; Chordata; Lepidosauria; Squamata; Lacertidae. The record is from RefSeq and is a predicted model, not a curated record.
CGAGCGCCUUUCGCCGCAUCUCCCGGUUCUCCUUUCGCCCGGCCGCGAUGACUCUGUGCACAGAAGCGGCCGUGGCGGCGCUGGGAGGCGGAUCUGCAGCUCAGGCGGGAGGCGGCGGCAUGUCGGAGCCAGCGCUGCAACCGAGGGCGGUCUUCACCUUGCCCAGGCAGCAGUCGCUCGCCUCGCCGCUGGUGAUCAACCCCUUCGUGCAAGAGACGCGCCUGGAUGCAAAGGAUAAAUCCCUGGCUUUCUUGUUCGGGCUGAUUCUGGUCCCUCUCCGUGUCCUAUGCAUGCUCUUCAUUUUGCUGGUGGCUUGGCCGUUUGCAGUCCUGGCAACUUCCUGCACCCCUGAGAAGGGGACUAAGCCACUUCUGGGAUGGCAAAGGAGAGUAUGCUAUGUCAGCCUCACGCUCUUAGGCCGUGCCUUAUUUUUUGUGAUGGGCUUCCGAGUCAAAGUGAAGGGGGAAGUAGCUAGUCCUGAGGAGGCACCGAUCCUUACUGCAGCACCACACUCGAGCUUCUUCGACGGGAUCGUCUGUGUUCUGGCAGGCUUGCCAUCGACGGUGUCUAGGCAAGAGAAUCUCUCUGUGCCCAUUCUUGGGAGGAUCCUCAGUGCUCUCCAGCCUGUUGUAGUGUCCCGUGUCGACCCUGAUUCCCGGAAGAACACAAUCAAAGAAAUAACCCGUCGAGCAACUUCAGGGGAGCAAUGGCCCCAGGUAUUGAUUUUCCCAGAAGGUACAUGUACAAACCGUUCAUGUCUGAUCACUUUUAAACAAGGGGCCUUUAUUCCUGGCGUUCCUGUUCAACCAGUGCUGCUUCGGUAUCCAAAUAAAUUGGAUACCGUGACGUGGACUUGGCAGGGCUACAAUUUCAAAGAGGCAUUAGUCUUGACUUUGUGCCAGCUGUUUACAAAAGUUGAAGUGGAGUUUCUUCCAGUCUACAUUCCAUCCGAGGAAGAAAAGAAGGAUCCAGUCCUUUUUGCCAGUGGAGUCCGUAACAAAAUGGCAAGGGCUUUGGAUGUGGCCACUACGGACCACACGUAUGAAGACUGCCGCCUCAUGAUCUCGGCUGGACAGCUGACCUUGCCCAUGGAGGCCGGAUUGGUGGAAUUCACCAAAAUCAGCAAGAAACUGAAUCUUAAAUGGGACAGCAUCAGAGAGCAGUUGGACCAGUUUGCUGCGGUCGCCAGCACCUCCAAGGGGGGCAGGAUUGGAAUCGAGGAGUUUGCCAACUACCUGAAGCUGCCCGUCUCAGAUGCUCUCGAACAGCUGUUUGCCCUAUUUGACAGGAAUGGAGAUGGUACCAUAGACUUCAGAGAGUACGUUAUUGGUUUGACCGUAGUUUGCAACCCUGCCAACACAGAACAGACCAUUCAAAUGGCAUUUCAGCUCUUUGACGUUGAUGAAGAUGGCAUCAUAAAUGAAGACGAAUUCAGCUUAAUUAUGCGUUCAGCACUUGGGCUUCCAAGCCUUGACGUUUCUAAUCUGUUCAAGGAAAUAGACGCUGACAACUCUAAAAAGCUCUCCUAUGAAGAGUUCAAGGAUUUUGCUCUGAAACAUCCCGAAUAUGCCAAACUGUUUACAACGUACCUCGAGCUACAGCGUUGCCAAAUAUUUCCAGAGACAGAAUUUACUUGCAGCACGCCGACUGUGAAAACCCCAGUUUCAGAAAUUGCCUCAGUGCCAAGGAAUAAAGUUUGUCCUCAGGCCAGUGAUGAUGACCAUUCCAUUGUCAGUGUCUCUGAUAAAAAAGAAGACUGAAUCUAAAAGGCUGAAUAUAUUUGAGUCUGUGUUGAUGUUUUGUAUUUUAUUUUUAAUAUAAAGAGAAUACGGAUUUUCUUCUUUUUUUAAAAAAAUGCCGUUUUUACAUUUUUAUCAGAGAAGGCAAAGAGAGAGAAAAAUAAUUGCUUAAAAGUUAUCCAACUAGUUUUAAUGAGUCAAUUAUUUUAUUUAUUAUUUUUAUCACUUAGGCUGCAUUAAUUGCAACCCUGUUUCAUUGGGCUGCUUGCACUGAGGCAAAAUGCAAUACAAUGGUUACUCUCUUGGAAAGAAUGCCAUUGAUGUCCCCACCCCACCCCCCGGAUUUGUGGCAAAAUGUUUCCAAACAGUUAAAAACUAUUUCUGGAGUAGCAAACAGAUUGCUCUAAGCUAACUUGGCCUUCUGGAGCAGAAGUGGAAAUGUAAGAUCAUAAAUUAAUAGGGUUGGACCUUGCAUUUGGGGUGACCUAUGUAUCGGAACGCGGGUGGUGCUGUGGGUUAAACCACAGAGCCUAGGGCUUGCUGAUCAGAAGGUGGGCGGUUUGAAUCCCCGCGACGGGGUGAGCUCCUGUUGCUCGGUCCCUGCUCCUGCCAACCUCGCAAUUCGAAAGCACGCCAAAGUGCAAGUAGAUAAAUAGGUACCGCUCCAGCGGGAAGGUAAACGGUGUUUCCGUGCGCUGCUCUGGUUUGCCAGAAGCGGCUUAGUCAUGCUGGCCACUUGACCUGGAAGCUGUACGCCGGCUCCCUUAGUCCGCGUCUGGACCUAAUGGUCAGGGGUCACCUUUACCUUUGCCUAUGUAUCAGAACUAAGAUUAUGAUGUCUCAUUCUUUUGUAGUUGUCCUUGUCUACCCCCUUCAUUCUACCCCCAGAGUCUAUGCCUUCCUCCACCUUCCUCUUCCCUUCUCUGAAUUAGUAUCUGAUUUCAGUUCUGCGAACUGAUUGGUCUAUUGGAUGACCACCUUGAUUGACCAUCCCCCCUUUCUUUGGAAAAAGGAAAGCAUAUCAUGGAUGCAAUAUGGGAGAAAUCUGGUGGACUGUACUCUUUUAUCCCUCGGUUAAGCAGGAAGAAGGUAAGAGAAGGCCCUUGCUUGGAAACCGCCUCACUCCCAUGAUAAAACAAGCAGUAAGUCUUCCUUUUGGACACUUGACGUGUUGGCUGAUCAGAUGACACCCUCAACGUUCUGAGACAGCUGUACAAGGACUGUAUCAGUCCCAAAAAUAGUCAUAAUUUUGCUCCUCACUGUUAUUCCAUUUGCGGCCCUCUUGAGGGUCAUUUCCCAAUUGACUGUGUCUGCAUUGUACCUACUGAGAAACCAGGUGGGCAUGGUUUCUCUGAUAUCUUUCUUGGCCUGUGUCCUGGGGUUAACUUCAACUGGGGAAAUGGUAGAAUAGGAGAGGAGGGUGUAUAGAUUGAGAAGAGAAAAUCCUCUAUACACUGAUAUGGAUCUGUAACCCCAUCCUCAAGGAGCUGCAUUUGUCUUUCUUUAUUUCUUUAAUGCAGGAGAUCUAAUCACCACGUCACACUAGCUGGUCUGAUAGUAUCCUCACAGGCUAUCUUACCAGCCAGCUAACUAUUUUUGAAGGUUCGUCAGCAGAGUACAUCUGUCUAUAGAAUAAAUGUGUGUGUAUUGAGAAAGGGGAACGUGCUCACUCAGGGGAUUUUGGCCUUGUAACUAUACUGAAAAGCCAUUUUACAAUAUGUUUGCACUCCACAAAAUAUUGCCUAGUGUUGUCUAUCUUAGCCUAACAAAUGCCUGUCUUGUCCUUAUCUGGCCACCUUGGUUGGAAGCGGUCUUCUGGAGUAGAAAAGAUGUGAAUAUUAUAGGAAGUAAAUUAAAAAUAAAAUAAUAUGGUUUAUUUGCACAUGAUGGUGUAUGUGGUUGGCUUUGUGCUUAAAAUAAGAGCUGGAUCUGCUGCUAUAGGCUUUCGUGUGUGACUGGCACUAGUUCGGUGUUUUAAAAAUUAGAGCUGUAGAUUCAGCAGCUGUGUAAUGAAUGUUUACUCCUAGGAUGUCAUGAGAGAAAGUGGACUGAAGGUGUAUGGAUUGGUGCAAUUUUUGAGCUAAUUAGGGUCUGGCUACUUUAUUUUAAAUCUGUGGAUGCUGCUCCAAGGUGGAAAAGAGGGAUAUAAAUGUAUCAGAUACAAAAACUUAAGUGCUCUUGAGUAGAGAUAAAGGAGAAAUUCAAUUCAAUGCACAUAAGAAAAAUUGAUCAAUCUUUCACUUUCCAAAACAAUAUCCAAACCAAAACACAGCUUUCCUUCAAAUGCCACUCUUACCUGAAUUUUACAAUGCAAUUUUCCAACCAAUGUUUUUUUUAAAAAAAAAAUGCAUGUAUUUUCAAAAGAUUGGGUCCAUGUUGCGCAGCAUCCAUUAAGCAAGACAUCCCCUUUGGAUUUAAACAUAGUGGGUGAUGCUCAUUGGGGCUGGUAGGGUGUAAGACAGGAGCCCAACAGUAGGUGGAGCCAGAGCCAAUGAUAGCUAGAGCCAGAUAAGUCUAGUGUUGUUUCCAUCCACCUCCCUGAUGAGUUCUGCAAGAGGCAACACUGAGACUAAGGAGGAGGAAGCUGGUGGUCAUUGGACUAACUCUGGACUAACCUCUGGACUAACUGCAAGAAGACAGACAGACAGACAGACAGACAGACAGACAGACGGGGCUGGCUGAGGGCACACUGUGGCUGGUAGCACAAUGACUUAAUGGACCAGGGUUAAUCUUGCAUUGGACUGUGGUCCAAUGCUAAGUGCAAGGAAAUAGGGCUGAUAGCCACAUGUGUGCAAAGCAAGCAAGAAUUCAGUGAAGGAGGAAAUGUACUUUUACUAAAGUUAUGUCUAUAAUUGCAGAAGUGAAGCUCCUUACAUUUCUGGAAUUGCAGGUGGGAAAGCAUAGGGGUUCAUUCUUGGAAAGAAUAUCCGAGUUUCUGGAUCCUAAACAAUAAAUAUCAGGAAAGAACACCCAAGUUCUAAAUAGUAAAAUGCAUUCUAUAAACCAUAGGUAGGAUAUUGCCUUUCAGAUUAACAAAUAAGGUUGCUAUAUUGUUUCCAUGUGCUUUAUGGUUUCCUGUUUAUGUAUGGUGUUUCCUCUUCAAAGCUUGUGGGUUUUAUGUGCUUUUUAAAUAAACAUUGAAAUGAUG